This is a messenger RNA of Xyrauchen texanus (razorback sucker), 7608 nucleotides long. Its product is annotated as receptor-type tyrosine-protein phosphatase zeta-like. Gene Ontology annotation, molecular function: protein tyrosine phosphatase activity; protein binding. The coding region runs from base 138 to 5696 and encodes 1852 amino acids. Gene Ontology annotation, biological process: peptidyl-tyrosine dephosphorylation. The record is from RefSeq and is a predicted model, not a curated record. The transcript has 30 exons. Lineage: Eukaryota; Metazoa; Chordata; Actinopteri; Cypriniformes; Catostomidae.
CCGCUGAAGGAGGCAUCUCCUCCCGUUAUCCAACCAAUGUGAUACCCACCGGUUCUUCUGGAGAGGAGUUCCUCUAUCGUCGCUCGACCUCACCUCAUUUGAUCUUUUCAGCAAUAUUUCUCCACAUUCAGAGAAUAAUGGAAGCGCUCGCGACUAGAUGCGCACUCUUCCUCGCGCAGCUCGCACUCUUCUGUAACACAGUGGAUAUAUCAGAAGCAUAUGGAUUCAGAUCACAGAAGAAGCUCUCAGAGAAUAUAGACUGGUCAUACGCGGGAACUCUGAACCAAAACAACUGGGCCAAGAAAUACCCAUCAUGCAACAAUGCCAAACAGUCACCAAUAAAUAUUGAGGAGAGCCUGACGCAGGUCAAAGUUCAGUUCCAGAAGCUGAGAUUAGAGGGCUGGGCGGAAAAGACUUCAGACUCCACUACAGUCAAGAAUGAUGGCAAAUCUGUGGCCAUUGAUGUGGGAGGAGAGUUCUAUGUGACUGGAGGGGGGCUUAGGUCUAAGUUUAAAGUGGGACGCAUCACUUUCCACUGGGGCCUGUGCAAUGCCUCAUCUGAUGGCUCCGAACACAGCAUCAAUGGAGAGAAAUUCCCCUUGGAGAUGCAGAUAUAUUGUUAUGAGGCAGAUGUUUUCAGUGACAUCGAUGAGGCCCUCAGAGAAGGAGGAAAGAUCACCGCAUUGGCCAUGUUAUUUGAGACACGUAUUGAAGAUAAUGAAAACUAUUUGGCCAUCAUUGAUGCAGUCAACAGUGUCAGCCGUUAUGGAAAGAGCGGCCCCAUCUCUCCAUUCACCCUUCAGGGUCUCCUCCCCAACUCCACAGAGAAGUACUUCAUCUACAACGGCUCUCUCACCACCCCUCCCUGCUCUGAGACUGUGGAGUGGAUCGUCUUCAAGAACACUGUGUCCAUCUCAAAUGCUCAGUUGGAGAUGUUCUGUGAGGUGAUGACCAUGCAACAAGCCGGAUACGUCAUGCUCAUGGACUACCUGCAGAAUAACUACAGAGAGCAGCAGGAGCAGUUUAUGGGACAGGUCUUCUCAUCCUACACUGGCGUUGAGGAGGUCCACACUCCUAUUUGUAGUUCAGAGCCGGAGAAUGUGCAAGUCAGCCCUCAUAAUUAUACCAGCAUGCUUGUGAUCUGGGAGAGACCUCGUGCUGUUUAUGACGCAAAUAUAGAGAGAUACUCCGUCACCUACCGCCCAGUCCUGGGAGAUGAUGAAUCUGCAUUAGAAUACUUGACUGAUGGUGACCAAGACGUGGGGGCGAUCAUUCAUGACCUGGUGGCCAACACCAGUUACAAGGUGCAGGUGGUUGCCGUGUGCACCAAUGGACUAUAUGGCAGAGUGAGUGACCAGCUGACCAUGGACUUGCCCCUGGAUGAUCCUGAAACAGACCCUGAGAGAGUAUCAUUUGACUAUGAUGAGGAAGACUAUCACUUCAAUCCAUUUUUGGUCAGACCGGACUCAAAUCAGCCUCUAUAUCCUGUCCGAACCACCACAGCCCGCUCAAGAGUUACUACAACAGAGCGCCCAAUCUAUCGAUUCUUUGGUAUUCAAACACCAAAGACUCAUGAAAGAAGACUUCCAGUAGAUGACUCCCAGAAGACUCAAGAUCAUUAUGCUCCGGUGACAUACACAGAUAAACCUACAGUGAAAUACACAGAGAAACAUACCACCCCCACACCCAUAACCACCACUUUUAUUGUAGAUGUACACACCAAUAGACCAGAUACUAGUCCCAGAGUUGAAUCAGGUGUAUACUCAGAGUCUGAUGAUAUAAGCAGAAGCGCAGGUUCUCCAACAACAAGUGUCACCCCUGAAAUAACAUUAACAUCAGCAUCAAUAGAUAUUUUGGCGGUUGAGGGAGUGUCCCGACCUGCAAACCACUCAGACAGGUAUGGGAAGAGCUCAGUGACUGUAUCCCCACUACCUGAAACCCCACUGAAAUCAACUACUCCUUUUCCCUUGGAGGUGCCUCUGCGGCCUACAACUCCUAGCUUGCUUUUUCCAACCAUUGCCGCUUUGAGCACCGUUCUGUUGCAGACCACCCAGCCAGUAUUUAAUGGUGAGAGUGCCCCCUACAUCCCCUCUGUAUCUGACACCGUGUCCUAUGUGCAUGCAAGUCCUGUGUCUCCCCAUUCCUUCAGCAGUCUGUUGUCUGAGCCCUUUUCUGACCUGGACAUCCCGCACACUGUUUCCGUGCUGGUGCCUGAUGGUGCACAGUCUGUCAGCCCCUCCCUGUCCUACCCUACCCUAUUCCUCACCAAUUCUGUGUCCUGUUUGGACAUGGAACCUGUCUCUAGUGGUGGUUGUAAUGAUGAUGAUGGUGAUGAUGUUUUGUCUGGGUCUAUCUUGUCUGACCCUCAAAGUAAAAGUACUUUUCCCCUUAAAAAUUUACCAGAAGCAACUGGUUCUGUGUUCUCGGUGCAUCCCAGCUCUGAACAUGACCCACACUUCACUGAGACCACCAGUACUGGCUUGUCACUGAACAUUCUUACAUAUCUCCAGCCUUCAGUUCCUGUCUCUAGUGACUACUCUCUGAGGACGAUGGCCCUUGACUCAACCAAUUCUCUCUCAGGUAGUGUUGGGGACUCCAGCUUGUUGGCUGAGUGGGUAGAUUCCUCUCUGGCAGCUCCUACUUUUAGCCAAGAUGGUGGUUCGUCUAGUGAAAUCUCUCUGCAUGCCCCUUCUCUCUUCCUGUUGCCCUCCACUUCUUGGGGACCUUUCCCUCCUUAUGGUGGUCUCUCGGGGGACCUUUCUAGUCUGUUAGAGCUCCAUUCUUUUUCCUCAACUUCCAGCACCAGUACUCCUCUGUGCAGCAAUGCAGACGUGGUCCUCCGCACAGAGGCUCUUUUAUCUUCUCUCCAUAUUUCCACCAAGCACUCUAGUGACACCAGCAUUUCUAUUGCAGCAACUGUCAGCGGCUUUGUGCGAAGUGUAGUCGGACAGUCCCAAGGGGCACCUACUCCCGUGGAGUCCACAAUUAUUGCACCCACAUCUACUCAAGAAUCCAGUACCACUGCAAAUCUCAUGGUGCCUCCAACGGUUGCGCCGACCUCUGCACUGGAAAAAAGCUCUAUGCUUACUCCUACAAUGCCCCAAAUGGUUUCACCAACCUUGGAUCUAGAAUCCAGCUCCGUGAUUGCUCACAUUGAGUCCCCAUCCAUUGCACCAACCUUUGCUCUGGAGUCCAGCUCCAUACCUACUCACUCUGCUGAUGGACAGCUUGAGAGCAGUGCCUCGGGAUGGGCUCUGGAUUUAGUUUGGAUUCAGAGCUCAACAUUAGGAGAUGAGAGUACCACCCCAUACAUCCCUACUGCCUCUCCUACAGAUGUACCGCCUGAUGAGACAGAUGAUGGGGGUGAGGAACAUUCAUCUUCCUUCUAUUUUGAGGGUGAAAAUGGUACCAAAAGUGAAGCUAUUGAGUCCAGGGUUACCAUACGCCCCAGUCCGUCCUGGAAUCUGCAAGGAGGUGGGGAAGAUGAGAGCGGAUCAGGUGAAAGCCUCACAGAUAAUGAGACAUCUUCAGACUUCAGUAUCCCAGAGUGCAAUGAGAGGGAUUCAGAGAAGGAACCAGUGGAAGAUGCCAUUAACAGCAGUCAUGAGUCGCGGGUCGGCCUGGCAAGCAGCAUUGAGCGGCAGAAGAAAGCUGUUGUUCCUCUGGCUGUGGUCUCCACUCUCACCUUCCUGGGACUCGUCUUUCUGAUCGGCAUUUUUAUCUACUGGAGGAAAUGUUUCCAGACUGCUCAUUUCUACCUAGAAGACAGUACAUCACCCAGGGUGAUCUCAUCCUCACCAGUGCUGAGCCCUGCAGGUGUUCAUGAACCCCAGUCAGUGAAACAAUUUGUCAAACAUGUGGCUGAGCUUCACACCACCAACUCGUUUUCCCAAGAGUUUGAGAUAUUGAAAGAAUAUUUUGAGGAGGUUCAGACUUGCACCGUGGAUAUUGGAACAACAAUGGAGAGUUCCAGUCAUCAGGACAACAAGAAUAAGAACCGAUACAUCAAUAUUUUAGCUUAUGACCACAGUAGAGUGCGACUCGCACCCCUGACAGACAAAGAUGGAAAGAGUGGAGGGGACUACAUAAAUGCCAACUACGUGGAUGGUUUUAACAAAAAGCAAGCCUACAUCGCUGCACAGGGGCCUUUGAAGUCCAGCACAGUGGAUUUCUGGAGGAUGGUCUGGGAGCAAAAUGUGGGAGUGAUCGUCAUGAUCACAAACCUGGUGGAGAAAGGACGGAGAAAGUGUGAUCAGUACUGGCCCCUGGAGAAUCCGGAAGAAUAUGGCAGUUUUUUGGUUACUGUAAAGAGCACUAAAGUCCUCGCUUACCACACCCAGAGAACCUUCACCAUAAGAAACACCAGCAUAAAGAAGGGUUCCCAGAAAGCUCGUAGUAAUGAGAGGACAGUAAUACAGUACCACUACACACAGUGGCCAGACAUGGGCGUUCCUGAGUACAUCCUGCCUGUACUGUCAUUUGUCUACAAGUCCUCAAGAGCCAGUACAGAUGACAUGGGUCCAAUGAUCGUACACUGCAGUGCUGGUGUGGGCAGAACAGGGACCUACAUAGUGCUAGACAGCAUGUUAAAACAGAUUAAAGAACAGAGGACCGUUGACAUUAUGGGCUACCUCAAACACAUACGUACACAACGCAACUAUCUUGUUCAAACAGAGGAGCAGUACAUCUUUACCCAUGAUGCUCUAGUACAGGCAAUUUUGAGUCAAGAGACAGAGGUGCCAUCAAGAAAUAUUCACAGAUAUGUGAAUGACCUCCUGACUCCAGGGGCCUCGUGCAAGACACGCCUGGAAAAACAGUUCAAAUUGCUGUGCCAGAUGAAUACCAGGCAGAAUGACUUUAGCAGUGCUCUGAAAGAAUGCAACAGAACAAAGAACAGAAGCUGCUCCUUGAUACCUGUGGAGAAAUCCAGAGUGUGUCUGUCCACAUCAACGGAAGAGAUGUCAGAUUACAUCAACGCCUCCUAUGUCAUGGGCUACCGACAGAGCAAAGAGUUCAUCAUUACCCAGAAUCCUCUGUUCAGGACAGUGAAGGACUUCUGGAGGAUGGUGUGGGAUCACAAUGCGCAGGUCAUUGUUUCAUUACCAGAGAUGAGUAGCACGAUAGAAGAUAGCGAGUCAGUCGCAUUCUGGCCUGGGAGAGAUCAACCAAUCAGCUAUGAAACCUUCUCAGUAUCGUUAAGAGGGGAGGGCAAUGUUUGCCUGUCCAAUGAAGAUAUGUUGACAGUGCAGGAUUACAUCUUAGAGGCGACACAGGAUGACUAUGUUCUAGAAGUGAAGCAUUACCGGGCUCCACGCUGGCCAAAUCCAGACAGUCCUAUCAGUAAUGUCUUUGAGCUGAUCAAUAUCAUCCGAAAAGAGUCCAGCUCUAAAGACGGACCCAUGGUCGUGCACGAUGUACAUGGUGGCGUGACUGCUGGAACGUUCUGUGCACUGUCCUCACUAGUGCAGCAGCUUGAGUAUGAAAGUUUGGUAGAUGUCUAUAUGGUGGCCAAGAUGAUCAACCUCAUGAGACCUGGUGUCUUCACUAAUAUUGAUCAGUAUCAGUUCCUUUAUAAAGCUAUCCUGAGUUUGGUUGGCACCCAAGAAGAUGAGCGAGCGCUUCAGUCCACCGGCAACAACGGCACGGCCCCAGGAGACGUCUCGAGUGUGGCCGAGAGUCUAGAAUCCUUGGUGUAACCAUAGUGAUGAGCCUGCACAAGAAAAAAAAGACACUUUUUCUAUCAAAGAAUGCUCUUCUGUUUUUCCCCAGUCCAAUUUUUUUUCCAUCUUUGAACUGAUAGCACACUGCUGGAUGCAGUGCAUUAAUAUACUUGUGUGGAUUUGUACACCACCAAACAUUUUUAAGCUUAAAGGGAUAGUUCACCCAAAAAUGAGAUUUCCGUCACCAUUUACUCACCCUCAUCUUGUUUUAAAUAUGCAUGACUUUCUUUCUUCCAUGAAACACAAAUGGAGAAGUUUGGCACAAUGUUUGCCUCAGUCACCAUUUACUUUUAUUGCAUAUUUUUUUCCAUACAGUGAAGGUGAAUGGUGACUGAGACUGAAUAUUUUGUCAAACAUGAUCUCUUUUGUGUUACACAAGAGAAAGAAAGUAAUAUGGGUUUGAAACAACAUGCUUUUGAGUAAAUUAUGAAUUAUAUAUUUUUUCUGUGAACUAUCCAUUUAGCUAAUUGUGUCUUUCUUAAACUGUGACCUUGUGCUAACAUCUUACUAAUGUCUUCUUGUAGAGUCUUAUAUUUAUUUGCUUAAAAGCUUGUUUAAAGAGAAAACAAGACCGUUUUUUAAUAAGACAGUUUUUUAUUAGUCUAUUUUUUGUAGUUGCCAAGAAUUUUAGCCACGCCUUUUUUUAUACAAAUAUAAAUACAAAGAAAGUGGCAAAAUUUUUCAGUCAUGAAUAAGGGCAGGAAAUAAUAUUCUAAUGUAAAUAAUAUUAUAGCAACCUCGUCGAUGGACCAAAUUCCUAUUUAUGUCUAGAAUUUUAUAUUUUACCAUCGAGGCAAUAGUGCUUUUCAAAAUACGGCUGAAGUAAUUUAGUCAACACAUUUAUAAUAAUGUUUAAUAUUGUUGACGUCCCUAUGUUUUGAAUUGUUACUGACAUAAGAUGUAUUACAUACUGACACUGUUUAGCUGUACAAGAUGUUUAUGUCUGUUUAUAGGAUUAAAUGAAAGCACACAAAUAGAGUGAUCUAUUUAUGCUGGGGUACUUCUUGUGUUUAGAGAUGAACAUAGCAAGGCUUUUUGUCAUAACUCUUGUUUUUGGAAAAUAUUUUUGCCACAACAGCAACUUGCAUUGCAGAAUAGCAUUCUUAGAUGAUAUUCUUCUCACCGCAAUUUUACAGAGCAUUUAUCUGAGUUAUUGUAGACUUUUGAACCAGUCUGACCAUUCUCUGUUGACCUCUCUCAUCAAGAAGGCCAGGAGAUCAGCAGUUACAGAAAUACUCAAACCAGCCUGUCUGACACCAACAAUCAAACCAUGCUCCAAAUCACUGAGAUCACAUAUUUUCCCCAUUCUUAUGGUUGAUGUGAACAUUAACUAAAGCUCCUGACACGUAUCUGCAUGAUUUUAUGCACCACUGCCACACGAUUGGCUGAUUAGAUAACUGCAUGCAUGAUUGUUGGUGCCAGAUGGGCUGGUUUCAGUAUUUCUGUCUAAAUGUGUAUACUCAUUUGUCUUGCUAAAACUCAUUUCAAAAUUAGCAUUUUGUAUAUCCUAAAUACAUACAAUACAAAUUCCUGAGACUCUAGGCUGUCAUUAAAGGUUUAAAUUUUCAUGUGACAAAUAAAACAACCAAUCACAGCAAAGUUUAUCUUUGGGAGAAACGGCAACAAAACUACAUCUGGUAAGAAACCUCAUUAAGUUUUUAUAUUAAACCCUGUUUGAGUCAAAAGAGUAGACUCUCGUGUUUCAUCUGAUAUGCCAUUUUUAAAAUUUCUUAGAUUUAUUGCGAAACUGCACACCAUGUUCCUGGACUAUAGACUCAUUUUCCUUAAAAUAUCCUGUAUUCUCUGAAUUAUAACAUUCAGUAGCAAUGGAUGCAUCCAAAAGCUGGAAAAUGUUGCUUUCAGAGGCUGUCUACGGAGUUAUGAUGAA